CAUUCGCGGCUUGCAAUGGCAACGAAAUUGACUGAUGUGUUUAAAUCUUUACGAGUCAUUCCAGUUCCGUUCGGUGAGUAUUGCCGCAGUGGCGGCGCGAAUGACGAAUUACCCUCCAUUAUGACUGAUUAUCGUUUGCCGUCUGCACAUCGUACCGUGCGAAUCGUGCUGAAAUCCGACCAGUGCUUGUUCAUCGACCGCGAUACAAUAUCCAGGAAUUCUAGGAUAUGCGCCGCGGAAAUUGAACGUCAAGAGAAGGAGGGCGCUGAGGUCGUCAUUCGCCUGGAAAAUGUUUUUCUGCACCACAUGGAACGUGUAUUGUUUGCCAUCUCUCCAACAGUUUAUGGACAAUAUCCGAUUCCUCCAACGAUCUUUGAUGUAUGUGCAAUUUGUCCAGUAGCACAAGCCUUGGAAAUGGAUAUGCUUGUCAGUUUAUGCCAACAGGUAACUUCCUAUUUUCUGCUUUUCCGUUUUUCUCCCGCUCGCUUCUCUUUAUUCCCUUUGUGGCGUCUCGCAAAUAUUCUUUUUAAAUAUGAAUUAGCAGCACAGAUGUUCAGUCAUUUUCAAGCUUAAAA
Messenger RNA from Gongylonema pulchrum, 575 nucleotides. The record is from the annotation of a GenBank genome assembly. Lineage: Eukaryota; Metazoa; Nematoda; Chromadorea; Rhabditida; Gongylonematidae.